GGUUCAGGUGCGUAUCCAAACCAUGGUGUGCUCUGAUCGACAGUCCACAUUUCGUCAAAUCGCAUCUGAAUCGAUCCAUCGAAACCAACGCCAAUCUCAGCAUCGUACUUAGAAAUUAUGGUGAUCUCUAGUUCAUGGACUUCGACUCGUUCGGUCGUGCUAUAAAGCUCGACCACCCCUUGGAGUUCAAACAAUAUGUAGAAGUAGUGGGCUCUUGCAACGGUUUGCUCUGUUUGUGUGAAACAGAGGAUCAACCCAUCGUGCUGUGGAACCCUUCGACCCGAAAACACCAGAAGUUACCGGUCGCACUGAUCCAGGUCCCGCGUGAGUUACGGGUCGCACAACUUACAUCUGACUUUUGCGUGUUUUUUACUGUUUAUGGAUUUGGGUUUGAUUCUGUGAGUGAUGACUACAAGUUGGUGAGGAUUGUACAGUUUUGUGGCUUCAAUGACGAUUUAUUUUAUUCUGAAGUUAAGGUUUACAGUCUGAAAUCGAAUUCGUGGCGAAGGAUUCAAUGUUUCCCUUAUUACCUUCGAUACGAGCGAGUGAAUGCUGCGGUUGUUGGUGGGGUUUUGCACUGGGUUGUGAGUCGAAAACCCAAAUCGGAGAUGGCCAAUUUGAUUGCUGCUUUUGAUCUUGGGGUUGAGGAAUAUAGGUUGGUGCCACUGUCUGAUUAUUUGGAUAGAGAAUUUCAUAAGACUCUGAAUAAUUAUUUUCGUAUAAAUGUGAGGGUGUUAGGAGGAUGCCUUUGUGUAAUUUGCCAUUAUGCUGUAGAGGACCGAGAUGAUAUAUGGGUGAUGAAAGAUUAUGGAGUAAAGGAAUCUUGGGCUAAAUUGUUAUCUGUUGAGCUGCAAAAUGUACUUAGGCCUUUUGAUUCUGUGAGGCCUCUUGUAUAUUCAAAAAGUGGUGGGGAAGUACUUCUGGCCCAUGAUAAUUUCAGGCUUCUUUGGUUUGACUUGAAAAGGAAAACGGUCAAGCAUGAUUGGAUUCAUGGUGUGCGAAUUACAUUUGAAGCUGAAAUUUGUUUGGGAAGUCUAGUUCCGCUCCCUGGUGAUGGUGGAUGUGAUGGAAAGAAGCAGCAAGCACAAAAGAAGAAGGAUAGAAAGGGAAGACACGAGGUGGAAGGCACUGGUGUUGAUUCCCUGAUUUGGGUGCCUUCUUCUCAGGGGAUGUUCCAGGUCUGGUCUUUUUUUGUGUGCCUCUUUGGUUUUCAUGGCGUUUCCUUCCCGUGGAAGACGGUGUGGUUGUCCAAGGCGCCUCUUAGGGUGGCCUUUUUUGUGUGGACUGCAGCUUGGAGUAAGAUUUUGACUCUGGAUAACUUGAGGAAGCGAAGACAUAUUAUUGUUAAUCGGUGUUGUCUUUGUAAGUUGAAUGGAGAGUCAGUGGAUCACUUGCUGCUGCAUUGUCCCGUUGCUCAUGAUUGUUGGAGUCUCAUUUUUGAUUUGUGUGGUAUUCAUUGGGUCAUACCUCGGACAUCUCAGGAAUUGCUAGAUGUUUGGAGGGGCCAAUGGGUGGGGGCUCAGGCGAGAGUCUUCUGGAGGGUAACCUUUUUUUGUGUUUGGUGGAGUAUUUGGAAAGAGCGGAAUAGAAGAUCUUUUGAUGGGAAGGAGUCCUCCGUUGGGGUGUUAAAAUUUUUUAUUAUUUGUAUUCUUUUUUGUUGGGGUUGGGGGAGAGAUUUUUCCUCGAUUGAGGAUAUUGUGGACUUUUUGGGUUCCUUGAGAUCAUAGGUUCUGUUUUUUAUUUGUAUAGCUUGGGACGCGUUCUCCUUUUAAACGCCUUCUAAUACAUUUUACUUAUCGAAAAAAAAAAAAAAAAAUUUUUAC
Messenger RNA from Cornus florida, 1823 nucleotides. RefSeq names its product F-box protein CPR1-like. The coding region runs from base 135 to 1727 and encodes 530 amino acids. The record is from RefSeq and is a predicted model, not a curated record. Gene Ontology annotation, molecular function: protein binding. The transcript has 2 exons. Lineage: Eukaryota; Viridiplantae; Streptophyta; Magnoliopsida; Cornales; Cornaceae.